This is a messenger RNA of Drosophila hydei, 1322 nucleotides long. RefSeq lists its product as uncharacterized. The record is from RefSeq and is a predicted model, not a curated record. Lineage: Eukaryota; Metazoa; Arthropoda; Insecta; Diptera; Drosophilidae. The transcript is spliced from 3 exons. The coding region runs from base 126 to 1292 and encodes 388 amino acids.
UUAAUUUAUCAACAUUUUGCAGUACUGUUUACUGGACCAUUUAGAGCACUACAUUAUAUCGGCUCAUCUCUAGAUUUCGCGCUUAAGAGUUUGAUUGCGGUAAAUAUUUAUGUGAAAAUUGUGAAAUGGAGCUGCCAGUUUCUGAUUUUAAUAUACGAGAUUUGGUACGCGACUUAUACGGUCGUGCUUUAAAUACUAAAGGUUCAAAGCAGGAGCUACACGAACGCCUAGUGGCAGCACGACACGAAAAGGCCGAAGCACAGGCGCAGGGCUAUGUGCGACCUGGCCGGCCUCCAUUUGCUAAGUUUGGAGCUUGUGUGCAGCCGGAUGAUUUUUCCAAUAUUGAAUGUAUGACGGAUGAUGAAUAUGAAGCGUAUUCAAGGAAGGUGCAAUGGCGUUUGCGUCGAAUACAUAGAACAUAUGAUAACCAGGGAUUGGAGUACUAUCAUCCCGGCGUGCUCCAUCGCAUUGAUAGAGGCAAGACAUAUACGCUGAAUUUAAACGAGUUUUGGGUGCGCAAGGAACCGUAUGUGCAUAAGCUGUUUGUUAUCUUUGUAACGCGUACCAAUGGCGAGCAGCAGCGGUUGUGCUAUGCGAGAAGCUUGGCUAUGCUAAGGGAUAAAAACUUGACCCUGGACCAACUGAGAAUGCCUCUCAUUAGAAACGAUGAAAUAGGCAGAGCUUUAUCAAAUAUCAUGCUGGAAAUCGAAGACAAUGGUUUAGAGAAUUACGUAGCUAUAGUAGCACCUAAACAGCAAUUGCUUUUGCAAGCACUGCAGGAGCUUAAAACGAUAACUAGAAACAAGUUGCCACCAAUUGUUUUAGAUUGUUGUCAAGUGCACAAUGUAUUGGAAAACAAUUAUUGUGCCAAAUCGGCGCGCAGUUUAUAUCAGCUACAACAUGAGAAUUUUUCGGAAACCAAUUACAAGCAGCAACUGGAAGGAAUUCAACAAAACUACACACAAAAUGUGAUCGCAGCAGCUUUGUUAAAGGAGGUGAUAAAACCUUUGCCUGAUGUCCUUAUAGCCAUGUGGAAAAUUGAAGAGCAUAAAGGGCAAGAAAUAUGCUUGGCUCGUUUGAAUAAUGAAAGAUUGAAUGUCUAUAGCGCUCAAGCUCAAAAUGAUUUACCGCCAAUAACAUUUGAAGAGUGCACAGCUGGCACGGGAUUGCUACAAUUACUGCUCUUCGAUGCCUUGUGGUGUCUAUGCGAUGCCAAUGAAAUCGAGGAGAAUAAUACAACGGCUAUAUUAGAGCCUCCACUGCCCGAUGAAUGGCUGCCCUUAUUGAACUGACGAAAUACGCGAACUAACUUUUCACUCAUC